GUAGUCAGUGGAAGUAGGAAUUGUGCCCCAUCAUUGGUAUUAGUGGGAGGAAUAUUAUCCCAUCAUUGGUAUUAUUUGGAGGAACAGUGCCCCAUCAUUGGUAUCAGUGGGAUAAAUAGUGCUCCAUCAUUGGUUUCAGUGGGAGGAAUAGUGCCCCAUCAUUGGUGACAGGGGAGGAAUAGUGCCCCAUUAUUGGUGUCAGUGGGAGGAAUAGUGCCCCAUCAUUGGUGUCAGUGGGAGGAAUAGUGCCCCAACCUUGAUAUUAUUUGGAGGAAUAGUGCCCCAUCCUUGCUAGUAGUGGCGCCUCAGCACCAUGCUGGAAAAGGGGUCAGCAAUUUAAGUGUCAUUGGUGUCAGUGGGAGGAAUAGUGCCCCGUGAUUGGUGUCACUGAUACUAAU
Messenger RNA from Staurois parvus, 398 nucleotides. Lineage: Eukaryota; Metazoa; Chordata; Amphibia; Anura; Ranidae. The record is from the annotation of a GenBank genome assembly.